Molecule: messenger RNA, 2375 nt
Organism: Archocentrus centrarchus (flier cichlid)
Lineage: Eukaryota; Metazoa; Chordata; Actinopteri; Cichliformes; Cichlidae
Gene: tbce
Product: tubulin folding cofactor E
Exons: 17
Coding region: 131-1753 (540 amino acids)
Biological process (GO): cytoskeleton organization
Molecular function (GO): protein binding
Source: RefSeq, a predicted model, not a curated record
UGAGUUGACACCCUAUCACUAAACUGUUCGAGUGGUUUGUAGGAAUAAAUAGACACAUGCAAAGUGUCAGUGAGUAUAGUUCCUUCACGGUACUUCUAUUUAAAAAAAGGGGGUUGCGGAACACUGUACGAUGUCGAAAUGUGACAGAUCCGGUGAAGUGAAGCUGGGGGACGGUUACACAGCAACAGCUACAGCUUCAAAUGCGUCCAUGGCACUAGACCAGACGGAGUUGGUGGGCAAGCGGGUGUCUUGCGGCGGGGAGCGGGCCACAGUGUGGUACUUUGGCCCUGUACCCCCCACAACAGGUCUCUGGCUGGGCGUGGAGUGGGAUAACCCAGAAAGAGGCAAACAUGACGGCAGCCAUGAGGGAGUACAGUAUUUUACAUGCAGACACCCUACAGGAGGCUCCUUCGUCCGUCUAGCAAAGGUGAGCUUUGGUGUGGACUAUCUGACUGCUGUGCGACAGGUGUAUGAAAUCAACUCACAGGAGGUGCUGAGUGAGGAGAUCUCAAUCUCUAAGAAGCAGCUCGAGUGGGGGAGCAUCAAGGAGCGUGGUAUUGACAAUCUUCCAACAGUGCUGCUGAGCCGAUGUGAAGUGAAUGGGCCCGGUGCUGAUGGGAAAAUCAGGACCACAACUCCCAAUGUUGAGUGGUUGGACCUGAGUGGGACUCUGCUGUCCUGCUGGGAGGAUGUGGCCACCAUCUGCCUGCAGCUGCACAGACUGGAAGGACUGCAGCUUAGCUACAACAGACUUAGUUUGCCCCCUGACCCCUCGGCUCUCUGCCAGGCUUUCUCAGCCCUGAAAGUCCUCGUCCUCAACAGCUGCGAGCUCACCUGGAAACAGGUUCUGGAGUGUGCUUCCAUGUGGCCGCAGCUGGAGGACCUGUGUUUAGAAGAAAACGACAUCACAGAACUGCAGAGGCCUGAAGGAUUGCUGCAGUCGCUGAAGAGUCUCAAUCUAUCCAGUAAUCCUUUAGUGCAGGACAGUGUUCUCAGUAUAUCUGCUCUCCCCAGGCUGGAGCAACUCAAUUUAUCAAAGACUGGACUUUCUGUCAUUCGAUUCAAAGAUGCUGCCCCUGGUUUCCAAACAGCCAUGUUUUCUGCUUUGACGACUCUCAACCUGGACUACAACAACAUCAGUGAGUGGUUUGUGGUGGACGAGCUGGCCAAACUUCCUAGUUUGGUUAAGUUUUCUUGCCGUAGCAACAGGCUGGUGAGCAGGGAUGGAAACCAAAAAACAGCCAAUCAGAUAUUGAUCGCCAAACUGGGACAGCUGGUUGUGCUGAACGGCUCUGAGAUUCAUGCUGAGGACAGGAGGGGAGCAGAGCUUGACUACAUCAAGAUGUUUGGAGAGGAGUGGCUCAAGGCAGGUGGGCAGAAUCAGCUCAGCUCCCAGUUCAUUUGCCAGCACCCUCGUUAUCAGGCUCUCAUCAAGAAGUACGGUGCUCCAGAGGAAGGAGAGCUGAAGAAGCCUGAGCCAUUUGCUCUGAAAAAUCAGCUGUUGAAGAUAACUUUUGUGUUUCCUAAUGAUGCCAACCGGCAGCCCAUUGAGAAGAAGCUUCCAGCCUCCAUGGUUGUUCAAAAAGUGAAAGGACUUCUGUACAGACUGCUCAAGGUCCCUGCAGCAGAUCUGAGGCUCACCUACACCAGCUCCAAGAUGGUGGGGACAGAGUUUGAGAUCGACAGUGACCUGAAGACACUGCAGUUUUACUCCAUAGAGGAUGGAGACCAGGUGCUGGUCCGCUGGUCCUGAUCUAGACCAGGACUUGAAGAUCCACAGGAGAAACAGAGCAAAGACUUGUUUAAUAGAACGUCUGGGUGUUUUCCACAUGUGACUGGACUCGCACUGAGAGGUGGAUUUACUGCAUAAGCUACACUUGUGCGCGACUGCAUACCAAUGGAUUUGUUGACGCCUUGUUUCAAACACGACAGACAUAUUAUUUCUGUUUCAUGUAGAAAUGUGAGGAAAUUUGCAGUUUCCUCACGGCUCCUCAGAUUUGAUGUUGAAAUUUGGACGCUGAGGGCACACGCUUCAUUACUGCAAGAUAGGGUUAGCUAACCCUCACAGAGAGGGUUGGCAUCACAGGGAGGGGUUGUAUCCUGGAAAAUGUAAUGAAAUGAUAGUUUAGCAAGACAAGACAAAUAAAUGCCUGCAAAUAUAAAAAUCAGAGAACAAAAAUUGAGUGUAGUGUUAGUUAAGACACGCCACAAGGUUAAGCUCAGUCAGUCAUUAUCAGUUAACUGCUCAGCCCCCCUGCUUUCUGUACAUCUAGGUGGCAAAUCCAGUUCACUCUACUGAGGAGCAGCUAAAAAAAUAACAUGUAUGUUUUUAUGAGCAAAUGAAAAUGUUCAUUAAAACACACCUACUCACUUUA